AUGGAGUCGUUUCUACCGCUGGGUGGCUUUCAGCUGCCCUUUCAGAAACGCCUCAGCAGACUGUACAACGACACUAAGAAGUCAACCGACUUUGUCAAAGAGCCAAUUCAAAAUGAGGAAGAUCCGGAAAUCAAGGCCCUACAUCGAAAACUCCGCAUUCAGAAAGAUCGUCUAGUGAGCUGGGGUCUCGAAUGGUCUGAUCCCACUCAGUCUGUUGAGAUCGACGAGUCUCUAUCAAAAGCUGGGUUGAGUGAGGUUGUUGGAAGUAUAAUGUCCACCAUCAAGGACAUCCUAGCAGAAGCUGAACCUCUUUGGUUAAGCUCCAAGCGCAUGAUUUCAGCACCUGCUACUUCAAAAGAUACGAAGCCGCCGCUGGUUCAAUGGGAUAAGAACCAUUUUGAGGAUUUGGUUAAUGACCUCACUGCUUCGAUUGAUACGCUCUACGAUCUGUCGCGGACAAGGGCAGCAGCUGGCGGAGUUCCAAGACGAUCAUCGAAAACGCCGUUCAAGUCCAUGUCGUCUACCGAGGAGUACAGACCAUUCGAGUCAAGUCGCAUGCAAACGCCUCAGCAAAUUAACCCCCAGACUCUAACUCAUCUGCGCCCCAAGCAAGGUGAUGAGGCUUCUACUCCCCGAGAAGUGGUGUUUAUGAGCAAGACAGCUUAUUCAGAACUCACACAUGGAACGACGCGCCAACCAUGGGCCCCUCUGCUUCUGGAAUAUGCAACCUUUGACUCGAUUUACGCCGUGACGGGCAUCAUGCCUCCCAUGGCUCGCUUCGAGAAGCUAUCCGCCGGUCUGCAGCAAGAUUCCCAACGAUCUCCUGGUACAUGGACUGGACUACCUCGUCUUCUCGGAUACUUCGAAGACCUGGAGAACUCGAGACUUGGUCUUGUCUAUCGAUUUCCUCCCUCAUUCAAUGCCGUCUCAUUCGAGCGCCUCACAAAGAAUCCUUCCUAUAACCUCCCGACUUUGAAAGAUCUCCUCUCAGUUCCAGGAUCAGAGCCUAAGCUUGAGGCUAAGUUCAGACUUGCUCACAAUCUGAUGAACACUGUUUUCGACCUACAUGCUCGCGGCAUCACCCAUGGCAACAUUGCCCCUACCACAGUCUCGUUCUGCGAUGCAGUCACCUCGCAACCUGGUGCUACCAACGGCGAGGUGGACAUUCGACGCCCUCUCCUUUCUUCUUUCGAUCUCUUUCCUGAAGAUACCCCCUCAAUGUCACCAAUUCUGUCCCGUCAUCCGCUUGAUCCACGCAAUCUCCAAUCUUCACAUCUUGUCAGCAAUCCUGACCAGAGAGUUCUCGAUCUGUAUUCCUUAGCCACUUUAUUACUCUCAGUUGGCUUGUGGAAGACACUUGAGGAUAUUGUGCCUGAGGGAUCCACUUCUAUCCCUGACUCGGCUCUGGAAGAGCUUGCUGUUCGAUGCGGCAGCUUAUACAUGAAGGCUGUUCAGGUUUGUUGGACAGCUGUCGAUGAUGAGCUUGCCGGGCGAUCUUCUGGUGAAUCAUUGCUCUCGUCGGUUCAGGUACGAUGCAGCCGUUUUUUGGAGGCCUGCUGUAUAUUGGACGGUGUCAGCGGCCUGGAGGAGAGGCUCGAUCAAGAGCUCAACCCGUCCCAGACACAAGCGCCUACCGUCGAUGUAGCCCCUAUGAAGACGAACAACGAUGUAAAGGAUGCCAAAGACUUCAAGCCACCACUAAAAGCUGCAAGCGAGAAGCCAAUGGCAGCGUCAGCGCCCAACUUGGGAACAGAAAAGAGUGCUCCCAAGUUUGAGGCAGUCGCUGAUCAGGAUGGUAUGCCGCAAUGUUCGGAUCCAUAUGUUCAUGUCAAUACUAACUUGUUCCCAGAUGCCCUUGACAAGCAGUCAGAAACAAAGAUGCGUUUAUAUCCCCAUGUACCGCUAGCACCAGAAGUCGUGGAGAAGUGGAACAAGACCCUCAUGCCCCAGAUCAACCACGCUCUUCGUCACUUUUACCGCAAGCACCCCGAAUCGGUCGAGAUCUCCCUUGAGUCUGUAGGCCCAAGCCCUCAGAAGACCCAACCCACAGUACUUGUUGUGUGUACAUCUGUUGGCAAAGUCCGUGCUAUUCUCAAGAAGAGGCUCGGUGAUCUCUUCGAUGGAAGCAGCGGCUUCGGGCUCAAGGUUUGCCGUGGACAUGUUCUACGAUCUCGCCGACAGCCGAAUUCGGUCCUAAGAUCUAUGGCCCGAAGAAGCGGCAAGGGAUCCGGCCUAGAGUCUGACGAUGUUGAGGCCAUCAACCCAGAGUAUCAGGAGCGUCCAGGGAAUGGCGCCAGUAUUGGGGCAUGGAUUGGUGAUCGGCAUCUACCCCCCGUUAGCCUGGGAGGCCUCGUCAUGGUUGACGACAAGCCUUACGGAAUGACAGUGCACCACAUGCUCGAUGAUCCAGACCGGGACUUUGGGCCCAGUGAUACUCUUCGGUGCAGUGCCCUGCCUGAUAUGGACUGGUACGAGCAAUCCGGUGACGACAGCACUGUCGAUGAUGAGUUUGGCUAUGAGCUGUCUGAUACUGAAUCAGAAGCCUACUCGGAUUCCGAUAUCACUAGUGACUAUGAGGAUGACGAAGACGAUGAGGAUGACGAGGAGUAUAAUGAGCCUGGAGAUAUCCCUGGCAUUGAGCCAGGAUGUGGUGAUGGCUACAUCGUCACACAGCCGGCUCUCGAUGAUGUCGACGAAGGGUUCUACCCUGACCCAGAGACCCAAGACGAGGAUCACCUCGACACAUACAGUGUCGGGGAGGUGUAUGCUUCAAGUGGUAUCCGCAGGAAGGAGGCCCUUGGGCUCGUGCAUGAGGUUGACUGGGCUCUCUUCGAAUUCGCUCACGAUAGACUGCCUGAUGACAACACCAUGCCUCGCAUUGAUGGCAAAUCGCUUGCACAAAAGUCUGAAGGAAAGCAGACAGCUGGAUCGCCUGUGUUGAGACCAACGAUCGUCGCUCCUUCAGAAUCCUUGCCAAACAUGGAGGUGCAGUGCAUGGCUCGAACGAGUGGCUUGCAGACUGGCAAGAUCCUCCCCGCUCUGACAAGCGUAAAGAUCUACGGCCGUGUUUCACCAAGCCACGCCUACCAAGUCACCAGCGCUGACGCACCAGAAGAGGGGCAUCAGAAUAAGAAUGUUCCUCUAGGUAUCCCUGGUGACAGCGGUGCUUGGAUCGUCAGCCGUGACGAGGGCCAACUUUGCGGACAUGUCCUGGCCUGGAGUCAGCGCAAGCGUGUUGCGUACAUCUGCCCCAUGGACGUCCUCCUCUGGGAUAUCGCAGAGACCCUGGAAGCUCACGAAGUAAAGCUUCCGGGAGGACAGGCCAUAAUGACUCUCAACAGGUCAGAGACUCGCAGUGCCUCUAAGAAGCAAGAGGCAUCUAAUCUCGAGUUUCAUGACGACGAUGAUCUAUCAGACUUGGUGGAAGAGGAGGAAGAUUUGCCCCCUCAACUAGUGAUGUCCCCUGAUCCAGUCAGAGACACCCCCAGCAUGAGAAAGUCACCCGUCUCGAACUGCAGUGGCGUCAGUGAUCGGAGCUCCUCAAGCCCCAUCCGACUGGAUACAUCAAGUGACCUCAGUGGAAUCUCGAACCGAUUUGAAGAGAUGAGUAUGAGUGGUAGUUUCGGAAUAGGAGUUAGCGGUUGA
Molecule: messenger RNA, 3645 nt
Organism: Fusarium subglutinans
Lineage: Eukaryota; Fungi; Ascomycota; Sordariomycetes; Hypocreales; Nectriaceae
Exons: 1
Coding region: 1-3645 (1214 amino acids)
Source: RefSeq, a predicted model, not a curated record